UCCGCGCUGCCAAGCCCGGUCCGCGCUCCGCCCGCCCGGCCCGGCCCGCUCCGCCCCGUCCCGAGCCCGCAGCCAUGGCGGCCCAGCUGUGCCGGCUGCGGAGGCCCCUCACGGCCGCCUUCAGCAGCGCCGCGGCCGCGGGAGCCGGGCAGGCCCCGCCGGCGGAGCCGCUGACGGAGCGGCGGCAGGCGGGGGGCGUGCGCACCAUCGUCCUGAACAACCCGCGGCGGCGGAACGCGCUGUCGCUGCCCAUGCUGCAGAGCCUGCGGCGGGACCUGCUGCACGACGUCAAGAGCCGGGAGCUCCGCGUCAUCGUCAUCGCGGCUGAAGGACCUGUAUUUUGUUCUGGCCAUGACUUAAAGGAACUGUCAAGUGAAGAUGAUGUGAAGCAUCAUUCCCAAGUAUUUGAAUUAUGUGCAGAGGUUAUGACUUUAAUCCAGAAACUUCCAGUGCCAGUGAUUGCCAAAGUAAACGGCUUGGCUACAGCAGCCGGCUGCCAGCUCGUGGCAAGCUGUGACAUUGCAGUGGCAAGUGAGAAAUCUCAGUUUGCUACUCCUGGAGUAAACAUUGGGCUGUUCUGCUCCACACCAGCUGUGGCCUUGGGCAGAUCUCUUCCAAGAAAGGUGGCACUGGAGAUGCUUUUCACGGGUGAACCUCUCUCUGCCCACGAGGCGUUAAUGCACGGGCUCGUCAGCAAGGUGGUACCAGAAGACAAGCUGGAAGAAGAGACCAUGAAAAUCUCUCAGAAGAUAUGUGAAAGCAGCAAAUCUGUCCUGGCCUUGGGGAAAGCCACCUUUUACAGACAGAUAACCCAGGACCUUGACACUGCUUACAAAAUAACUACUAAGGUCAUGGUAGAUAAUUUGACUUUGAGAGAUGGGCAGGAAGGCAUCGAAGCCUUUGUUCAGAAGCGUAAGCCUGUCUGGUCACACUCUCAGGAGGAGAAGAAAUGAGUCCUGUCUCUUAACAAACCUAAACUGUGCUUUAUGAUUCUUCACGCAGUUGCCUUUGGGAACUAUAUUUUUAUUCUUACUGAAAGUUAAAUUUCUCUUCUUACAAAUGCCAGACACAAUAAAUUUACUCUAAGUAUGUAAUAAAUGUUAAGAAA
Molecule: messenger RNA, 1108 nt
Organism: Catharus ustulatus (Swainson's thrush)
Lineage: Eukaryota; Metazoa; Chordata; Aves; Passeriformes; Turdidae
Product: enoyl-CoA hydratase domain-containing protein 3, mitochondrial-like
Exons: 5
Coding region: 75-953 (292 amino acids)
Cellular component (GO): mitochondrion
Molecular function (GO): hydro-lyase activity
Source: RefSeq, a predicted model, not a curated record